AUGCAACAAACAUAUCUAACAUACCAACGCAAAGUGCUGGAGCGUCAUAACGGGCAGCUGCGAAUUAAAUAUCACCAAAACGGGCAGCCGUAUCGACAUUUCACGCGGCGCUAUCGCAGCACUAGUGCGCGGGCGGUCAUAAAUUACUUCAAAAGUGAUUUACUCGCGCCAUACAAAUCGGUGACUAGCCACCGUGACCCGUCUCCACCCGUCCGGGUACUCGACGCGUGGAAACGCCAGCUCAAGUCAGAGGCGGAAGCGGAUUUCACGAACGAACGACACACAGUCUCCCCUGUUUCCAGGAGAUUUACACUGACGGCACCG
Messenger RNA from Iphiclides podalirius (scarce swallowtail), 324 nucleotides. The record is from the annotation of a GenBank genome assembly. Lineage: Eukaryota; Metazoa; Arthropoda; Insecta; Lepidoptera; Papilionidae.